Acanthocheilonema viteae is the source of this 952-nucleotide messenger RNA. The record is from the annotation of a GenBank genome assembly. Lineage: Eukaryota; Metazoa; Nematoda; Chromadorea; Rhabditida; Onchocercidae.
AUGGCAAGUGAUAUAAUAGAAAAAUGGUCGUGCUUACAGUGUACUUACGCAAAUUUUCAAACGGCAAAAGCAUGUACGAUGUGUCGUACUCCACGACACUCAGUUUUUAUUACCGAACCACCUUCUACUUCCAGUGCUGUUUGUGGUGGUGAAGAAACUGAACAACGGUGGCCUUGUCCAGAUUGCACAUACCUGAACGUCCUGAAAUCACGCCACUGUACGGUGUGCAUGUGUAAACGACCUACUAAUUUUGAUUCUGAGGACGAAAAGGAAUUCGUCUGCAAAGAUGAAUGCUCAGUCGAUCUCGAACAAGUUGAGAAGUUAGGAAAAGCACUGCAUAAGUGGGAUUGCUCGCAGUGUACUUACAAAAACUGGCCUAACGUUAAACAUUGCACAAUGUGUGGUACACCAAAAGAUUAUGUUUCUGUGGGCAUUGGUAGCGACAUCAUUGGUCAGGAUUCAUGUGGAGAAGGCGAUAUUGCAGCAUGUCGUUCCUUAGUCAAGGAAGAAACUGAUGAUCUAUCAAAAUAUAUGGAAAAAAGUACGAAAGAUUUUGCUGAAGAAGGGAGUGAAGACCAUCAUGGAGCUGGGAAAGCAGCUAAUGUAAAUUUAAAUAAGCGGAUUACCUUUCUCGACAUGUACCUUUCUCAUCUAAAUAAAUCAGUUGACACGGGUUGCGCAUCAUUCCUAGAAACAUGUGCUGAAAUCCUCCGACAAAGUAGUGAUGCUGAAGCUAAACUUAUUCAUUACAUUUAUCAUUAUGGCGAAGGCAAUCGAAGAAUCAAUGGCUUUGAGACUAUGUUGUUGAACGAUGUUGACGAAGACAGUGCAUCAACAGUUGUUAAUCGUUCAGUUAUUGAUAUCAUUCGAAGCAAGAACAGCAGGAUUUUGGCGAGUGUGCCAAGAUUUUUCAUGGAUUCCUUGUCUUGCACAGUUGCAAUUCCAGGAUUAG